AUGGCAAUCGGAUUCAUGGAGGUGCUUGUGGUCAAAGCUAAGGGCCUUCCUCUGUCUGAUCUCUUUGCUCGUAUCGAUCCCUACGUUCUGAUCCAGUACAAAGGCCAAGAGCGCCAGACUAGUGUAGUCCAUGAGGGAGGUAGCAAUCCAGUGUGGAACGAGAAAUUUGUAUUCAGAGCAGAAUAUCCUGGAUCAGGCGACCAAUUCAAGCUCUUCUUUAAAAUCAAGGACAAGGACUUCUUCUCUGCUGAUGACUUCCUUGGCCAAGCCGAAAUAUAUGUGGAGGAUUUGCUGGCUUUAGGAGCAGAGAAUGGAAGAUCUGAGCUUCAUCCUCGAAAGUAUAGAGUGGUUGGUGCAGAUCAAUCUUACUGUGGAGAAAUUGAAGUUGGUAUAACUUUCACCCUUAAGGAAGAAGACGAAUCUCUUGACGAAGACAUUGGAGGAUGGAAGGAAAGCGACUACUAGUUAUUAAGUUCAUCAGAUGUAGAUUUUCGAAAUUAAGAUUGUGAAAAUGUGAGUUUGAAGAGAAGGGGGGAAAAAUAUAGCAAAUUUUAUGUACUGUUACCCUUGUAUUAC
Molecule: messenger RNA, 576 nt
Organism: Neltuma alba
Lineage: Eukaryota; Viridiplantae; Streptophyta; Magnoliopsida; Fabales; Fabaceae
Product: elicitor-responsive protein 1
Exons: 5
Coding region: 1-465 (154 amino acids)
Source: RefSeq, a predicted model, not a curated record